Molecule: messenger RNA, 450 nt
Organism: Naegleria lovaniensis
Lineage: Eukaryota; Heterolobosea; Eutetramitea; Acrasida; Naegleriidae
Exons: 1
Coding region: 1-450 (149 amino acids)
Cellular component (GO): membrane
Source: RefSeq, a predicted model, not a curated record
AUGUCAUCUUCACAAUACCCUUCCGAAUUCAAUCAAAAUGCAAUCUUUGGUCCCAUGUUGGCCACCAUUGGUCUCACUUUCAUCGUUUGGAUCUACAUGUACAUUCGUAGACUUAGACUCAUCAUUUCCUCGAAAGUAAAUCCUAAUGAUUUAACUCCAUCCAUGUUGGCACAAAUGUCACCUCCUUCAGUGUCCAAUCCGUCUGAUAAUUUGAAAAACCUUUUUGAAAUUCCAGUCAUUUUCUAUGCCAUGGCAGUAUACUUGUUUGUGACUCAUCAGGUUGAUUCUUUUUAUGUGACAUGUUCUUGGAUUUUUGUGGUAUUCCGUUGUUUGCAUAGUUUGGUGCAUUGUACCUUCAAUCUUGUGAAUUUGCGUUUCGCUGUGUAUAUCAUUUCGACCUUAUCUUUGAUGGUCAUGUUUGUGAGAGCUCUGAUUGUGUAUUUGGCCUAG